GGGGCAAUAAUGCAACCCGUAAUAGAAAUCAAAGAAGAAGAAAUCCAACCGCUGCUUCCAACUCCGUUAAAAAAAAUCGACGAAGAAGAAGAAGCCUCGUCAACAUACAUGCACCAAAGCCACAAUUUGUGUGAAAAUAUGGCUUCCCCUGUCGGCUGUGAGCAUUAUGUGCGCAGCUGCCUAUUAAAAGCUCCGUGCUGUGGUAAACUGUACGUGUGCCGGCUGUGCCACGAUGCGGAGGAGAACCACGAGAUGGAUCGCUUCAAAGUCAGAGAGGUGCAGUGCUCUGAGUGUGAGACCGUGCAGGAGGCGCAGCAGACGUGCCAGCAGUGUAACGUGAACUUCGGGGAAUAUUACUGUGACAUCUGCCACCUGUUCGACAAGAACAAGAAGCAGUACCACUGUCAGCCCUGUGGGAUAU
Notothenia coriiceps (black rockcod) is the source of this 421-nucleotide messenger RNA. RefSeq names its product ring finger and CHY zinc finger domain containing 1 (gene rchy1). The record is from RefSeq and is a predicted model, not a curated record. NCBI's taxonomy places the organism in Eukaryota, Metazoa, Chordata, Actinopteri, Perciformes, Nototheniidae. Gene Ontology annotation, molecular function: zinc ion binding; ubiquitin protein ligase activity. Gene Ontology annotation, cellular component: nucleus. Gene Ontology annotation, biological process: ubiquitin-dependent protein catabolic process; protein ubiquitination. The transcript has 3 exons. The annotation marks the transcript as partial.